GGGACUGUCGGUGCGCCUCUCCGUGCGUGCGUCUCCGUCUCGAGCACCCGCAGCAUCAGCAACACAAAAGGGUUGGAGAGCCGUGGGCAACUUCAAGGCUGAUCGCGAGGAGGAAUCACGUCAAAAGAGAGGAGGCGACAGGGCAAAUUCCAGCCCUUCAGACGUUUGUUUGGGAAAAGGAAGAAGAGGGAAGCAGAGAGGAGGUUUGAUGCAGCAGAGCUAAAGGCUAGUUUUUCAACAGGGGAAGUGUGCAAUGGAGUUGUAUCUGACGAUGAGGAGACCAAUCACAAUCUGAGGGAGUUGAAUCCCAUUGGAUCUCGAGCUCUCUCCCAUGACAGCAUCUUUAUCCCAGAGGAACCAGUGAAGGAGCCCAGUGUUGACCACACCAUGUCCCAGGAAAACGUCUCCGAUAAAGUUAGGAACCUGCAGAGACAGAUAGCACAAAGUAUCAAAUUUGGCCAGAAGCCUCCAUCUCUGAGGAAGAGUGAGGGCGAUGAGGGCAGUUCAGAUGAGGACGAGGUUCCCCGGAGCCCCCUGAGGGUAUUGGCCCAAGUAGAGGCUGAGCCAGCAAAAACAGAGCCAAAGCAGGUCCAUGGGGCCCAACAGGCUGGGACACACGGCACUCCAGUGAAGUCCCCCAGGUCCAAGCGAGUUCUUCCACCCACUGGCACUAUUGAGUCCAUCAACCUGGAUGCCGUCCCGCAGUCUGUGCCUCGUUUGGACAACACCGCUGCCAAGCAUAAACUGUCUGUCAAACCUAAAAAUCAGAGGAUUUCCCGUAAGCACCGUCGGUUUACACAGGAUCUCCAAGAGAUAUCUCUGCCUGAUGUGGUACAAGAGGACCUAGAGGCAGCAGGCAUUUCUGCAGAUGGCUACCACAGGAUGAGUGCUGAGGAACCUCUUGAGUCCCUAGAAAACUCCAAGAAACAGAGGCUGCAUGAGGAGGAGAGACAGGAAACCAGGAGGAAGAGAGAGCUGGAGGAGCAGAGGCUCCGACAGGAAGAGGAGGAGAACAAGAGGAGAGCAGAGGAGUUGAGGCUGCGUGAACUAGAGGAGGAGAGGUGUCGUAAACAAGAGGAGGAACGCAUCCGCAGAGAGGAGGAAGAGAGAAAGCUUAGAGAGGAGGCAGAGAGGAGAAGGUGGGAGGAAGAGGAGAGAAGGAUUAGGGAAGAAGAGGAAAGGAGACGACGAGAGGAAGAAGAGCGGAUACGCCAAGAAGAAGAAGAUAGGAGGAUGCGAGAAGAACUGGAGCGUCGACAGAGGGAGGAGGAAGAGAAAAGACUUCUGGAGGAGAAGAGGAGAAAAGAGGAGGAGGAGGAGGAGAGGAAGAAGCAAGAGGAGGAGGAGAGGAGGCAGCAGGAGCUCGAGGCAGAGCGUCUACGUUUGGAAAAAAAACUGAGGGAGGAAAGAGAAGAGGAGGAAAGACAGAAAAAGCUAGAAAAAGAGAGGCAGCAGCUGCAGGAGAUGGAGGAGAGGAAAAAGCUCGAAGCAGAGGAGCGAAAGAAAAAAGAGGAAGAACAGAAGAGACUAUCAUCAGAUGAGGCCGAUGCCAGCUCUGACCCGCAGGAGAGGAAGAGAAGAGCAGAGGAGCUGCGCUGGAGAGAGAUGGAGGAGAGACAGAGGCCUUUCUCUUUCAAAGUGUCCUCUGGGGAAAAACAGAUUUUGUUCCAGAAGGUCAACCUGACACCUGUUACACCGGCCUCCAGCCACCAGAGCAGCGCUGCAGCCGACCAAAGAGAGAGCACCAAGGCUUCCUCUCCUGAAGGAGCAGACUCCCCCAACUUGCCAACAUCCCCAUAUGUUCCCCACACAGCCAUCCUGGUGACAGGGGCCCAGCUCUGUGGGACUGCAGUCAAUUUAGACCAGAUCAAAGACACAGCCUGUAAGUCUCUGCUUGGUUUGGGAGAGGACAGAAAAGCCCUAGGAACACCAACAACCAAAAGCAAGACUUCACCAGACCGCAAGUCCGGCAAAACAAAGUCACUCAAUGAGUCAUCAAUCUCCACAGACCAGUCCAGUGCAGCCGUGCUAGCAGAAUGGGCUAGCAUUAGAUCAAAGAUAUUCAAAGGAGCAGAGGAGGGGAAGUAUGAGGAUUACCCCGAUCCAACUAGAAACCAGAGCCAGCCCACUGCUGAAGAUCUCAAUCAGCCUCCAUUUUCACACACUAACCUCAGGAAGACCAUGUCUGCCAGCGCCAAGUUCUCGAUCACUCCAGCUAAAAAGAAAUUUGGAGACUCAAAUAGAAACUCUGAGGUGUUGAGUCCAGAUGAUAAGGAAGCUACUCCAUCGGACACCUCAGGUGGCCUUCCUGCAGCCUCACCCGCUUCAACCAGUAAGACUCAGAACAGGACAAGUAAAACUGUCCGCAUCACAGAGAGGGGGUCAGAGGAGUGUAUGUUUGCCAAAGACCUCCCCUCUUUCCUGGUUCCCAGCCCAGGAGCCAAAUCUGAGGGGGCUGAGUUGAAGGCCAGGAGUCAGGGUGAGGCAGAGGACUCUGAAAGCAGGGAAGAGGGAGAGGAGGGGGGGCAGGAUAGUGAAGAGAAGCCCUCCCCUUUUGGCAUAAAGCUGAGGAGGACUAACUACUCCCUCCGUUUUCACAGUGAACAGUCCACAGAGAAAAGGAAGAAACGGUACAGUGCUGGAGACAGCUUUGAUGGCGUUCCUUCACCUCUUACCCCCAUUGAGCCUGACUCUGAUGCUUCCUCUGUGUUCUCUGACAAGUCGAGCCCCAUAUCACCUCAGAAAGAGAGCGCAGUUAGCAAGUACUUACAAGCAACUGCCUCCCCUGUUGUCUCUCGGGCCAAACCAGGCAGGUCUCCCGCACACAGUGAGAGCGAGAAAGUGCUUUCCAAACCGCCUCUCUACCAAAGACCCCCCACAUCGCCCAAACCUACUGGAGCUGUCACCACCCCUCCCCACUCGCCACUGCCUAAAGUCGCCGGUCGGGUUCCCAGUGACUCCAUGGUCCAGAGAGUAGGGGGGGCAGAUUCAUCGAGCCAAGAGCAGACUAACCGGAGUGAGGAGUCAUCAGCGGUGGCCCAGCUGCACAGGAGCAGCCAUGGCCAGAUCCAAGGGGAAGAGGAGCCUAAGGAGAAGAGGUCUUUCUUCCCCUCCAUCAAUAUCCCCUGGAGAGAGAAGGUGGACAGAAAGACGGAGCUCAUUAGGAGAGAAAAACCAUCACUACAGAGCAGACACUCACUGGACAGCGCGAGGGUCCAGGAGAAGGAGGCAGGGCCCUUAUGGAUUACACUAGCACUGCAGAAGCAGAAGGGUUUCAGGGAGCAGCAGCAGAACCGAGAGGAGCGGCGUAGCCAGAGAGAGGCCAAGCUGGCAGAAAAACAGUCCAGGGAGAGAGAAAGUGCUAUGUUGGUCAGUCCUACAGACGGCAAAGGAAAUGGAAGCACCAGUCCUUCUAAACCUCAGACACCAGAAGAGCCCAAGAGACCAGACAGCCUCCUGGGGCGCUUUGAGCGCAGAGAUCACCUGAAAAAAGCCAACACUCUGCCCAGCUCUGUCACUGUUGAGAUUGCAGACUCCACACCAUCGCCACCUGCUGUCAAGGAGGUGUCAAAACGCUUCCCGUCCAGUGACUCUCCCCAGGUGUCCACCGAGCCGGCUUGGCUGGCUUUGGCCAAACGCAAGGCCAAAGCCUGGAGUGACUGCCCGCAGAUCAUCAAAUAACAUGCCUGACACUGACCCCAGCUUCAGACUGGGCUCUGGCCUGCAUCGAGACUGCACACUGCCCACGGACUGUGACGCACCUCAACAGUCAACAUCACCCGUCCCAACACCACCGAGACCCUCCUGACCAUAUGAAACAAGACAUGCCCUAAAUUAACUUGUAACCAUACACUGGCUGGUAUAAUAAUCAUGUUAAAGUGCGCUUCACAUUCAAUUAUUCAAACACAAUUACACAUCUAUACCUAAACAAUUAUUACACGCAUGCACUUACUGUAUACAAACAUGUGAAAGCAAACAGUCCUGCGAAAACAUAGAUGUAACGAAUGCGUUUGCUAUCGACCCUGAACACGUUUCGGUCAGGGACUGCAUACCUUCAGCAGCCAAUCACAACCAUGGCUGACCAUUGAAAUAGCCAACCCAAAAUUUUGCUUUUGUAGCCAAUGGGGUCACCAUGGUUGUAAAUAGGUCAUGCGCUAAACACAACAUGAAAUGCUUCUGUAACAGAGAGGUGAACUUUAAAGCUCUGAAAUGUGGCACAGUGUUUAAUCAACAGAGGGGAAUUGUCAGAAUCUUGUUUUAAGGGCUAACAGCAACAAUAACCCAACACGACCCUGUUCAAUCUUCUUUGUGACUGCAUAUGGAAGUGUUACAGGCAUCUUCUCUGCCACAUUCCCCCAUUGGUAUUAUCUCAAGCAAUGGAUUUAACUAUAUUGAAACAAUAGAUACUGUAUCUCUUCUCUGAGCCUUGUUUGUGAUGUACAAAAGGAGCCUUUUUUUACUCAUAUUCAAAACCUGUACUACAAUUCUCACUGUGUCCGUGACGACUGUGAUAGCUGUCAAAGAAGCUAUUGUACAAUUUGCCAUUAUAAAAGAAGAAUCUGUUUGUAAAGCAUCACUAAUAAAAUCUGUCAUAAUCACACACUGGGUGCACCGAAACACAGCAUUGAAGACCACAAGUGUUAUUGGGCAUUUACGGUGAAUUGCACAUUAUCCUCACUACUCUGUGAUGAUGUAAUAUGGAUUUUGCUUUGCUAUGGAGACAGAGACUACCUGCUUGCUGUAACAUACAAUCCUUGUAGCUGUCCUCCUGUAACACAAUUGUGUUUGUAGGCUUAUGCCAUCACUUCCUCGUAAAUGUGAUAUGAGCUGGUUAGCCUUACAUGAUGUAAGCAUUUCUACAAAACUCCAGCAUUCUCGUCUCCUACCACUACUUUUCUCACUUCUCAAUAUAAUGAUCUGUAUGUAUGUAAGUAAGUAUGUACGUAAGGCAAAAGGUUUUACCAGAGCUUUGGUCAGAAAGAUGCCCAAAAGGCUGAGUCACUUUGUCAUUUUGUUUCUGACUUUGGUCGUGCACAAUAGUGUAGUGUACACAGUGUUAUAUGUAACAAAAAUGUUUGGUAAUAAUUGCACUUUUUUGUCCCACUUAGAGGUAUUCAUGAGAAAAUUCUUAAAGAGAUACAAAUGUUAUGAAUAAUGUAAAUUAAAUACUGAUGUCUGAA
Myripristis murdjan (pinecone soldierfish) is the source of this 5180-nucleotide messenger RNA. It is a transcript of the gene cracd, whose product is annotated as capping protein inhibiting regulator of actin dynamics. The transcript is spliced from 9 exons. The record is from RefSeq and is a predicted model, not a curated record. Bases 388 to 3681 code for a protein of 1097 amino acids. Gene Ontology annotation, biological process: maintenance of gastrointestinal epithelium; negative regulation of barbed-end actin filament capping. Lineage: Eukaryota; Metazoa; Chordata; Actinopteri; Holocentriformes; Holocentridae.